Emiliania huxleyi CCMP1516 is the source of this 171-nucleotide messenger RNA. RefSeq lists its product as hypothetical. Bases 1 to 171 code for a protein of 56 amino acids. The transcript has 2 exons. The record is from RefSeq and is a predicted model, not a curated record. Lineage: Eukaryota; Haptophyta; Isochrysidales; Noelaerhabdaceae.
AUGGCUGUCCGCCUCCUUUUGGGUGGCGCUCUCGAUACCGUUGCGUCAACCUCGACGUCGCUGUCGCCCUCCCCCGACCCCACCGUCGCCCGUGCCUCGGUUCGCGUCAUUGGGGACAGCCUCUCAAGCUCGUUAUUUUGGCUUGCCGAUAUGCAUCCAAAGUUCCAAUAA